This is a messenger RNA of Pan troglodytes (chimpanzee), 1063 nucleotides long. RefSeq names its product N-acetyltransferase 8 like (gene ASPNAT). Bases 90 to 998 code for a protein of 302 amino acids. The record is from RefSeq and is a predicted model, not a curated record. Lineage: Eukaryota; Metazoa; Chordata; Mammalia; Primates; Hominidae. Gene Ontology annotation, cellular component: mitochondrial membrane. The transcript has 3 exons. Gene Ontology annotation, molecular function: L-aspartate N-acetyltransferase activity.
GUCCGAGGGCGCCGCGCCCUUGCCCUGGGCCCGGCCGUGCCCGCCGCCGCCCGGCCGCGUCCCCGCUGCCGUGCCGCCCGGCCGGGUGCAUGCAUUGUGGGCCUCCCGACAUGGUCUGUGAGACGAAGAUCGUGGCCGCCGAGGACCAUGAGGCGCUGCCGGGGGCCAAGAAGGACGCGCUGCUCGCCGCCGCCGGCGCCAUGUGGCCCCCGCUGCCCGCCGCGCCCGGGCCGGCCGCCGCGCCCCCCGCGCCCCCACCUGCCCCGGUGGCUCAGCCUCACGGCGGGGCGGGGGGCGCGGGGCCGCCGGGGGGGCGCGGCGUGUGCAUCCGCGAGUUCCGUGCGGCCGAGCAGGAGGCGGCGCGCCGCAUCUUCUACGACGGCAUCAUGGAGCGCAUCCCUAACACGGCCUUCCGCGGCCUGCGGCAGCACCCGCGCGCGCAGCUGCUCUACGCCCUGCUGGCGGCGCUGUGCUUCGCCGUGAGCCGCUCGCUGCUGCUGACGUGCCUGGUGCCGGCCGCGCUGCUGGGCCUGCGCUACUACUACAGCCGCAAGGUGAUCCGCGCCUACCUGGAGUGCGCGCUGCACACGGACAUGGCGGACAUCGAGCAGUACUACAUGAAGCCGCCCGGCUCCUGCUUCUGGGUGGCCGUGCUGGAUGGCAACGUGGUGGGCAUUGUGGCUGCACGGGCCCACGAGGAGGACAACACGGUGGAGCUGCUGCGGAUGUCUGUGGACUCACGUUUCCGAGGCAAGGGCAUCGCCAAGGCGCUGGGCCGGAAGGUGCUGGAGUUCGCCGUGGUGCACAACUACUCCGCGGUGGUGCUGGGCACGACGGCCGUCAAGGUGGCCGCCCACAAGCUCUACGAGUCGCUGGGCUUCAGACACAUGGGCGCCAGUGACCGCUACGUGCUGCCAGGCAUGACCCUCUCGCUGGCUGAGCGCCUCUUCUUCCAGGUCCGCUACCACCGCUACCGCCUGCAGCUGCGCGAGGAGUGACCGCCGCCGCUCGCCCGCCCGCCCCCCCGGCCGCCCUGUCCGCCUCGCCCGCCUGCCCGCCGCCC